Messenger RNA from Urocitellus parryii (Arctic ground squirrel), 1706 nucleotides. It is a transcript of the gene Adgrg5, whose product is annotated as adhesion G protein-coupled receptor G5. Lineage: Eukaryota; Metazoa; Chordata; Mammalia; Rodentia; Sciuridae. Gene Ontology annotation, biological process: adenylate cyclase-activating G protein-coupled receptor signaling pathway; cell surface receptor signaling pathway. The record is from RefSeq and is a predicted model, not a curated record. Gene Ontology annotation, cellular component: plasma membrane. Gene Ontology annotation, molecular function: G protein-coupled receptor activity.
UCCUGUGUCACCUGCGUCUCAUUUUUCUGUUGGCCUGAACAGCUUUGUACUUGUCCAGACAGCAACUCAGGGCAGGAGCUACUUUUGGAGAGACCUGGCCACAGGGCAUGGAUGGCUGCAGGACCCUUUUCGUCUGCCUGUGCUUUCUGAUUUCUCAGGGCAGGAUCGCAGAGACAGCGCAAGAACUCCUGAGCUGGAUGCGGAACAUGGAGCAGGCCAAGGGCCGGAAGCUGACUUCUCCUGCUUGGCAGGUKGAGGGCCUGGAGCAGAGGCUGCUGAACGCCAGCUUCUAUGGGGACAAACUGAGCCUGGAGACGCGCACCAUCCAGUCUCUGAUCUUCAAGCUGGGCUGCGACUUCGCUGGCCUCGCACUGAGCAGCCGCACUCUGGAGCAGGUCUCGCAGGUCAGAGCCUGUCUUGGCCCUCCGCAGGCCCGGGUCCCGCACUCCAUGCAGUUCCCCGCAGAGCUGACCCGAGAGGCCUGCGCUGCCCGGCCCCGGGAGCUGCGGCUCAUCUGCGUCUACUUCUUCACCACCUACUUUUUCCAGGAUGAAAGCAACUCAUCCCUGCUCAACAACUACGUCCUGGGGGCCCAGCUGGACCGCAGCCACGUGGACAACCUCACAGAGCCAGUCAACAUCAGCUUCUGGCACAACCAAAGCUUGGAAGGCUACACGUUGACCUGUGUCUUCUGGAAGAAGGGAGCCAGCAAGCACCACUGGGGGGCCUGGAGCCCCGAGGGCUGCCGCACAGAGCAGCCCUCCCCCUCCCAGGUGCUCUGCCACUGCAACCACCUCACCUACUUUGCUGUUCUCAUGCAACUCUCGCCGGCCCCGCUCCCCGAGGAGCUGCAGGCCCCCCUUGAGUACCUGUCCCUUGUGGGCUGCAGCAUCUCCGUGGUGGCCUCGCUGCUCACCAUCGUGCUGCACCUCUAUGCCAGGAAGCUCAGUGACGCCGUCACGCACAUCCACAUGAACCUGCACGGCUCCGUGCUGCUCCUGAACGUGGCCUUUCUUCUGAGCGCCACGGCGGCCGUGGCCCCGGUGCCUGGGCCCGCGUGCUCGGCCCUGGCGGCCACGCUCCACUUCGCGCUGCUCAGCUGCCAAACCUGGAUGGCCAUCGAGGGCUUCAACCUCUACCUUCUCCUCGGCCGCGUCUACAACGUCUACAUCCGCAGAUACGCGCUCAAGCUGGGCGCCCUGGGCUGGGGGGUCCCUGCCCUCCUGGUGCUGCUUCUCCUCGCCGUCGAGAGCUCCGUGUACGGGCCCCGUGUGAUUCCCAUCUCCAGGAGCCUGGAAAAUGGCACGAUCCUCGGGAACACGUCCAUGUGCUGGCUGUGCAGCCCCGAGGUGCACCAGGUCCUGGUCAUGGGCUACAGCGGCGUCACGUCCCUGUUCAACCUGGCGGUGCUGGCCUGGGCGCUGUGGGCCCUGCGCAGGCUGUGGGCACAGAACAGGGCGCUGAGCGGCCGGGCCUGCAGGGACGCUGUCACCGUGCUGGGCCUCACCGUGCUGCUGGGCACCACCUGGUCCUUGGCUUUCUUCUCCUUUGGCAUCUUCCUGCUGCCCCAGCUCUUCCUCUUCACCAUCGUCAACUCGCUCUACGGUUUCUUCCUCUUCCUGUGGUUGUUCUUCCAGAGGUGCCACUCGGAGGCGGAGGCCAAGGCAGAGAUGGAGGCCUUCAGCUCCUCCCAGAUGACGCAGUGA